Molecule: messenger RNA, 3027 nt
Organism: Anopheles gambiae (African malaria mosquito)
Lineage: Eukaryota; Metazoa; Arthropoda; Insecta; Diptera; Culicidae
Product: cytochrome P450 6g1
Exons: 6
Coding region: 1421-2998 (525 amino acids)
Molecular function (GO): heme binding; monooxygenase activity; iron ion binding
Source: RefSeq, a predicted model, not a curated record
CCCAGCACACGGCAAGACUGACUAUCUUGCAAUAGGUUAAGCGGAUAUUUACAGCGAAAGAUAACCAACCCCAUUGGUGGCUUGCGGCAAGCCUGAUAUCUUGCAUCUGAUAAUUAAAUAAAAAUAGCAUUCGGUUUAAUUAGCUGAACCGCCUGUGUUUGACAACUCUGAACAUAUUAACAAAUUUGUAUGUGAAAUGAUUAAAUUUCAAUGUAUAAAAGAUUUAGACAGUAAAGUAUGAACUGUGGAAUAUAAUAUAUAAAAGUGCACUUACAAAAAUAUCUAACACAUAGAAAAUUAGGGUAUAGCGAGAAUAACAUCAAGAGACACCGUCAAAACCAAAAAACUAAAAUACAUGAAACAAAUCCUAAUCAACAGGCCUUAUCAAUUCCCCGGUCUCUCUACCUACGCCACUAAACAUUACAUCAUACCAUCAAUUAGCCUUCGGAACUGACCCUCGUCAUCAUUCCGACUCGAGACUCGGACACUGAACAUUGUGUCCCCUGUGUCCAACGCACCACAUCCAAUCCAAAAGCCGGCGAUAUUCAUUCAUCAAAAAGCAAUCGCAAAGCAGAGAGCAAACACCCGUCCCAUCUACGCAUGCUUAUAAAUAUGCGUAUGCUUGAAAAGCAGAAAUUUAAUCUGCUCACAUACUGCUGAACUCCCACCACCACUAUCACAUGCUCGACCAGGGCGAAGCCGGACAAGUGCGUCGCGCACUAUAAUCGUUCAUAAAAGAAACGAACCUCCCUGGAGCGAUAGGAAGCCGCGUCAGAGGCAGCUAACUCUGCUCAUGACGCAGUAUUAUUUUGUAAUUAAAAGAAUAGGAAAAAAAAGAAAUUAAACAAAACUCUCGAAACGUUCCACGUGACAGUUAAGUAUGAUCUCACAUUGCUCAGGUGUCCACGUGACAAUUAAGUAUCAUCUCACAUUGCUCAGAUUACCUACCCCUCCCAAGUUGAGAACACUCCGGGGACAUGCUCUCAAGUUAGCAAUACCGUUUCUCUGCCGGCUGAAAACGCAGAACGCACACUCAUCCAGCUUUGCAAACGUAUUGCCUGUCGACCUGGUUUUGAGCGCGCGUUGCGAACUUCCAGCAGCGACGCUGCACGUUAGUACCAACCGCGCACUAAACCGUGAUAGAGGUCGUACACUGGUGCGCUAACGCAGCACACAGUAGCACACGCGUCUGUGUCUCACAUCUCCGGUUGACACAUUUACCGUGUCCGGAGGAGGAAAAUCAGUGCCCACAGAAACAAUCGAUUCCAACUCUAAACCCACUGGCCGGUAGCGAACUCCAGCGAACCGUGAACGUUCUACAGUUUGUGUCUGGGACACCUUACCUGGGACACGGUGUACAUUACAGAGCCGCGCGCGUUUAACAGGUCUCAGACAGGGCCAAAAAGGUGUCUUUUCAACCAUGAUCUACCCAACCGUGGACGCCUUCCAGAGCUAUCUCUGGCUGGUGCUGGUUUGUGUGGUGCUAUAUUUGGUCUGGUUUCUCGCUACAACCGGCACACGCUACUGGCAGUGUGUCCCACGGGUGCCGCACAUCAAGGGCCGCCCGCUGGUGGGCAACUUCCUCGACGCGUUACUGAUGCGAAAAUCCGUGUUCGAUCUAAUGGACGAGCUGUACGUGGACGAGCGGGUACGGGACAGUGCACUGUUUGGCAUCAGCAAGCUGCUCACGCCCACCCUCGUGCUGCGCGAUCCGGAGCUGAUCAAGCAGAUACUAAUUAAAGAUGCAGCGUUCUUUUGCAAUCGCUCCAUGUCCACCGAUCAACAUGGCGAUCCGAUCGGGUACUACAACUUGCUGAUGAUUAAAAAUCCACCCUGGAAGCAGCUCCGGUCUUACCUAACGCCGUCACUUAGCCUGAGCAAAAUCAAACAGAUGUACCCGUUGCUCGAUCAGGUCGGUGCAGACAUGAUGGCGUCACUCGACGCCCUACCCGUACUGCGACCCAAUGUGCGCGAGACGGAGUUUAAGGAGCUUUGCGCCCGGUUCACCACCGACGUGAUCGCGAGCACGUUCUUCGGCAUGCAGGCCAACUGUCUGAAGGAUGAGCAGUCCGAGUUCCGGUACUAUGGGCGGAAGAUCUUCGACUACGGACCGGGGCGCGGCCUGACGAUGGCAUCGUUCUUCUUUCUGCCCGAGCUGGUGCCUUAUUUGCGGCUGAAGCUUUUCCCCCGCGACACGGAAGCAUUUCUUAAGGCGAUUAUCGAGCAGGAGAUCGCACGGCGCGAGCAGACCGGCGAAAGUCGGGGCGAUUUUAUCGACUCAAUGAUUGCGCUGAAAAACAAUAAUGCCACGCUCGGUGUGAAGGAGAAGAUACCAAUCAAAGGAGACAUACUUGUGGCACAAGCUGCCACCUUCUAUAUGGCCAGCUUCGAAACGACCUCCUCGGUGCUAUCGUUCGCCCUCUACGAGCUGACGAAAAAUCCACACGUCCAAGAAAGGUUGCGCGAAGAGAUACGCGAAAUUAUUGGAAAAUAUGGACGCGAAAUUCCGUACGAAGCGUACGCGAACGAGAUGCCGUACCUCGGUAUGGUCAUCUCGGAAACGAACCGUCUCUAUCCGGUGCUUGCCUUCAUCGAGCGACAGUGUACCCUGCCGGAGGGAAGCACCGGGUACAAGCUGGAACCGUUGCACGAUUACGUUAUCCCUAACGGUAUGCCCAUUAUGAUUCCAAUUUAUGCCAUCCAUCGUGAUCCAAAGUAUUUCCCCAACCCGACCGUGUUCGAUCCGGAGCGCUUUGCGAAGGAAAACCUGGACCAGAUACAGCCCUGCACCUACAUGCCGUUCGGCGUUGGACCACGCACCUGUCUGGGGUCACAUUUUGGGACGUUGCAGAUCAAAAUAGCCCUGCUAAAGCUGCUCUCCCAGUAUCGCAUCGAGCGUUCGCCCUCCACGCCCGAGGUGCUAACUUACCGCAAGAACGCGUUCACGCUCAACUCCAACGAAGGGCUGUACGAGGCGCUGGUUGAGGAUGCGAUGUGAAAUAUAUACAACAACCGGACCAACACAAA